Molecule: messenger RNA, 603 nt
Organism: Neltuma alba
Lineage: Eukaryota; Viridiplantae; Streptophyta; Magnoliopsida; Fabales; Fabaceae
Exons: 1
Coding region: 1-408 (135 amino acids)
Source: RefSeq, a predicted model, not a curated record
AUGGAAAUGAUGAAGCAGCCAGAUUCACUCUCAACAAGGUACCGAGGAAGUCGAGCCCGGCAACAACACGACGGAGCCGUCACCAGCAGAAAGAAGAAGGAGGUGAUAUGGUUGGGAGGGAAGCGACGUAGGGUUUGGAGGAUGAAAGCAAGACCUAAGCUGAGUUUCAUAGUGAAGACGCCAUUGAAGCUAUUGUCUAAGCUGAAAAAUGCUUAUGAGGACUUGAUGGUAAGGCUGGCUGGAACAGUAGGGUCAUUGAGUAAUAAGAAUGAAUUUGGGGGAAAGAGAAUUCCAAAAGCUCGUCAAGUGUCUAAGGGCUAUUCUGGGGAUGAAUUUGAAGCUAGGCUUAUUCUUGAGAUUUCCAAAGUCCUUGCUGCUUCUAAUGAGUUAUAUCCCAAGUAUGGUUAAGAUGAUAUAUGGUGUAUAUCUCUACUUCUUCUUGUUUCUUUAUUCAUAUUAUUUUUCGGAAACUUAGUACCUUUUUAGAAUUUUAUUGGUUAGAAGGACAUUGAGCAAGUGCAACACAUCUUUACCGGUUAUAAUUUUUCUUCAGUUAUGUGUAACAUAUCUUCAAUUAUAUGUAAAUGACUGCUGAUAUGAAAA